CAGAGCAGGAAACAAUCUGAGAGAACUGGAUUUUCUAGCUGUAAUAAAUAAGAGCAGCUCUUCUCCAUCUCUAACUAUCCCUUGCCAUCUAGAGUUACACAUUGACAGGAGUACAACGAGGAGGACAAAGCCAGCACCUACACUGGUUCUCAUGCUCAGAUUUGAAAAGGACUUUGUACAACAUUACCUGAUGCCAGCCUGAACAGAGUAUACUGCAUUUCAGGAAGACUUUUCUUGCUUUGGAAUUACUUUUUUUUGUCACUGCUUUGGAUUACAGUCUCCUUUUUGUGCUGAUGAUUUUGCACAUUAUAUGUUGCUGAGCCUCUUGUGGCUCAUGAAUUAUCAGCUGCCAUCCACAGUGUACCAAUAAUAUUGUCUGACCGAAACAGAAUUGCUUUGCAUAUUUCAUCUGUCAAGCAAAUAGUGUGCUUAAUGCAUUCUGCAAUGUGGCACUGAGGCACAGGGGAAUGCAUCGCUAUGGCUGCAGCCGUGCAGCAAAACGAGAUUGUUUACGAAUUUGCCAGCAACUGUAUGGAAGAACAACAGCUUGGUGAUCCCUCCAUUUUUCCUGCUGUGAUUGUGGAACAAGUUCCCAAUGCGGAUCUCCUUCAGGAUUACUCUGGUUUGGCCUGCAACAAUCGCUCUGUAGAAAUGAUACAUGAAAAUUCCUUGGAUGUUGCUGAGGAACAAAUCAUAGAGGAGGAAGACAUCACAAUUACAGUUGAAGCUUCCUGUCAGAAUGGAGAUGAAACAAUGGAAACUAUUGAAGCUGCAGAAGCUCUUCUGAACAUGGACUCCCCAAAUUCUGUUCUGGAUGAGAAACGCAUUACUCAUGUAAUUGUGCCGUCACCUGGAGAAAUAAUUGCUACCCCAGUUACCCAAAUCUCAGUAAUUGCUGAUGGGAUGCCAGAAGUGCUGGAGGUUCACCAUGUUCAAGAAACACAAGUGAAACCAGUGGCUCACCAGUCAGAGCUACCAAAGAAGAAAAAAGUCAGAAAGCAAAAGCCGCCUAGACCAGAGUCGCCUAAUACUCCUCAUAUCAAUGUGAAAAGGAAGAGUAAAGAUGGAAAAGGUAAUACAUUAUACCUCUGGGAAUUUUUAAUCGCCUUGCUCCAGGACAAAUCAACAUGCCCAAGAUAUAUUAAAUGGACACAGAAAGAGAAGGGGAUCUUUAAACUGGUUGACUCUAAAGCUGUUUCACGUCUUUGGGGAAAGCACAAAAACAAACCUGACAUGAAUUAUGAGACAAUGGGAAGAGCUCUGAGGUACUAUUACCAGCGGGGCAUUUUAGCCAAAGUGGAAGGACAGCGAUUGGUCUAUCAAUUUAAAGAAAUGCCCAAAGACCUAGUAUACAUUGAUGAUGAAGACCCAUCAUAUGUGGAGAGUUGUGAGAUAAAUGUGGAGCACAGCAACCCUGGUACAGCGCUUGCCUCAAAGACUUCACUCAGCAGCAAAAAUACAGCCACAAAGCAAAGGGGAAGGUAUAUAAUGACAGAAGCAGCAACCUUGGUAACAGAGCAGUCAGCCCCUACUGAUGGAGCUCUGAAUGCGGCCUUGAACAAUAAAGGAGGCAAAUCUGUCAAGACUUUGGAGCUUAUACAGCAGCACCAUUUACCUGUAGUCUCUGCAGAAAUGCUAAGAACUUUGCAGACCCUUCAGUCACUGCAGGCUGGGCAGCAUGGCUCUGUGUUUAGGACAAUGCAGAUUCUGGAAAACCUUCAGAAUACACAGGAGCUUGGAAAUGAUUCUUCUCAAGGGACAGCAUUAAUUACCAUGCCAGGCGAGUCAUUUGAAGUGAAAAGCGCUUCCCAGAUCCCCGUGGUUGUGGCACCAGGUGGGCAACAACUUCAUACGGUUACCCUGCAGGCACUCCCAGUGAGCUCGGUCAUAUCAAGCAGCGAAGCGUCUCCAACUGUUGUUUCAUCACCAAAGAUCUUCUUGAGCACCAUCACGCCUUCUCAGCCUUUGACCUUAGUAAAAGAAAACAUCGGACUGCCAUCUCCUGUUACGGAGCUGCCUACCUCUCCCUUGUUGCAGAAGCCUUCUCCAAGCCCACAGCCCAUCCUUCAGGCGUGUUACAACGGAAGUGUGCCAGAGGCUGCAGCCGCGGCCACACCAGUGGUGACCUUUGCAGCAGGGGGUCAGCAGCUUGUGUCUCAUCCUCCUGGCACUGUGAUAGCUUCCGUCAUUAAAGCUCCCGAGUCCAAGCAGACAGUUUUACACGCACAGGUGUUACAAAGUAAGGAAAGCGAAAGCCCACAGCAUCCGCAGUACAGUGUGCUGGUGUUUAACGAAGUGUGUGCUCAGUCGGAGGAGGACAGUUAGAAGAGAGGGAGAAGAAGACAGAGAAACUGGUGCAAAAUAUAGCACUGAUUCAAGCUGGAAAAAACUGGACAUUUUUUUUUUACUUUUUAAAUAUCAUACCUGGGGGUUUGCCACUGCUAAAAAAGAAAACAAGAGGCCGCUUCUUAUUUUUGUAUGUGUUUAAGUAGAUCUUCCUUUGAGUUAGUAUUCCAAAAGGGAAUUUUAACCUUCUAAUUUUGUUAUGCACUUAAAUUAUGUUGGUUUGGCGUGUUAUUUUAAUCCUGUAAAUCAAUUAUUCCUUUACUUUAGCUACUGGCUUAAUUCAGAUAACCUUGACUUUAUCAAAUUUUCCUGUAAUUAUUUAGCUAUCUGAAUGAAAAUAAAUAAAUCUAUAUAUUUCAAAAUGUAUAUGUAAUAUAAGAGGCUUAGUUUUGGAAUCUCAUUUUUUUGCACUCAUCUCUAACAUGUUGCCUUUACAAGAAUAUAUUCUGAGGUGCUACAAUGCAGAGGCGCAGCUGUUAAUUUGCCAUUUUUAUUGUUAUCAGCUAGAGAGUAACUUGAAAAAAUAUUUUUUUUUUUCGAUUGCUUUUGUAAAUACUGUACAUUACAAAAGAGCAGAAUCAUAAAAAUGCAGAAAAUGCUUUUUAAAAUAAUUUUGAGUUUAAUUUUUAUAUCAGUGUUAAAGUUGUUGUAGUGAAAUUUUUAAACUUCUUAUAUCAAGAGUGAAUUUGUAUUUAUAGAAAUAAAUUUUUAAAAAAUGUU
This is a messenger RNA of Erpetoichthys calabaricus (reedfish), 3066 nucleotides long. RefSeq names its product ETS-related transcription factor Elf-1-like. Gene Ontology annotation, biological process: cell differentiation; regulation of transcription by RNA polymerase II. Gene Ontology annotation, cellular component: nucleus. The record is from RefSeq and is a predicted model, not a curated record. Gene Ontology annotation, molecular function: DNA-binding transcription factor activity, RNA polymerase II-specific; sequence-specific DNA binding. Bases 478 to 2325 code for a protein of 615 amino acids. NCBI's taxonomy places the organism in Eukaryota, Metazoa, Chordata, Cladistia, Polypteriformes, Polypteridae. The transcript is spliced from 9 exons.